UUUAACAGUGUUUUUGGGGGGGUGAUAUUGUGGCGUAUAAACAGGGGGUCGAUGUAAUUGGCGUUCAUUGAUUUGAUUGGCAUUAAUUUGAGAUUCCCAUUUCUUACUUUCUGUUGUGUGUAUAACUUGUAACACUUGGCCUCAUGGGAUUGCUUAGCGCUAAUGGAUACGGGCUUUUGCGGGGGAUUUCUCAAGGACUCUUUCCAUCACUUCGAGUUAGAAAAUUCACAACAUUGAGGAAGAUGUUUAAUUUUCUUGGAUUUGCUUUCGUCGUUAUAUUACUUUCAGGAAAUUCAAAAGGACAGGAUGGAAGCGAAAGUCCACCAAGCCUAAUGAAGGCUCAUUCAAAAAUGUAUCCAUCUCCCUGGGACGAGUGGUGGGGUUAUGGAGGAAGAGCAGCACCUGAAUACUGGGGAGACACAUACCCUGACCAUUGGUACAUGUGUUCUAGGGGCAAGCAGCAGUCACCAAUUAACAUAGAGCCCGAUUUGUUACUAUAUGAUGGAAAUCUUGGACAUCUUAUCGUCAACUCCCCUCCUGUUGAGGGUAUACUUCAGAACACCGGAAAUGACAUCACUUUAACUUUCAAAAAUGACAUCAGAAACCAAAUCAACGUCACCGGCGGGCCUCUUUCCUACGUGUUUCGAAUCACCGAUGUCAAAUUUCAUUUUGGAAGAAAACAACGGGCGUCCGAACAUCAGAUCAGCAACAAGUCAUUUACAGCUGAAAUGCACAUAAUGGGAUAUAAUUCUGAGGUCUAUAGCACGAUAGACGAGGCCAUGAAUGGAGUAAGAGGCCUGGUUGCCAUAGCUGUUUUUAUUGAGAUAGGCCUGGAAUCUAAUUAUCCGCUAGAACUGAUAACAAAGAGAUUAAAGAAUAUACCAAUAAAAGGCAAUAAAAUCAACAUAAUAGGCUUUACCCUUAAUGACCUUAUUCCCAACACAACGGAAUACAUGACGUAUGAAGGAUCACUUACGAUACCCGGAUGUCAAGAAAGCGUUACUUGGAUUAUUUACAACAAACCUGUUUACUUAUCCACAGACCAGAUGAAACUCUUCCAAACAAUACCGCAAAUGCGUUGGAUCCACACAAAUAGCAGAUCUGUCAUGCCACUCAACCAAAGGGUCAUACGAACGAAUAUCAAUGUCAAACAAAAAACUGACAUUUGUACGAUAGAGCAGCAUUUCAAUUACAAAGUAAAUGAAAUGUUUACUUCAUGACAAAUGAUAAGCAUUUCAACCCAUGGGCAGACAACCCAGGAUCUGCUACUGAGAAGUGCCACAAAGAUCAAGAUUGCUGUUUCAUUUUGUGUUCACCCACGGAUUAUUAGUGUACAUCAGAUGCUUGCAUUUUCAUGGUGCUAUGACUGGAUUGGUUUCGAUAUUUUUUUAAACCGACGAGAAAUCAACGUUAUACAUGUAUCAUAUAAUUAUACAACAUAAAAUAAACACGUACAGAGUGUUCUUCGGCUUCAAUGCGCAAGUCAGAAAUAUACCCGUGCGAUAUGGCACUACCCGGUGCUACAAUCACGUGACUUUAGAAUAUGCAAAGUUUGCUCUUUAUUUACGUGUAUGUGUGAUUUGUGUGUUUGAAAUAUUGUAAUGGGUCUUAUGAGCCAGUAAUAAUUAUCUAAAAUCAAAGAAGUGUUACAGUAGCCUGCAGAUAAUUAAGAUUGUUCAUGUAACUAUUGUAUCUUUGAAUAAAGUCAUUUGAUAAUAAAUGUAGA
Molecule: messenger RNA, 1726 nt
Organism: Saccostrea echinata
Lineage: Eukaryota; Metazoa; Mollusca; Bivalvia; Ostreida; Ostreidae
Product: putative carbonic anhydrase-like protein 2
Exons: 11
Coding region: 144-1220 (358 amino acids)
Molecular function (GO): carbonate dehydratase activity; zinc ion binding
Source: RefSeq, a predicted model, not a curated record